AUGGCAGCUAAUCUUUCUUCUUCCUCCCCCCUCCUAACAUUCACCUCUUUAUUAUUCCUCAUCUUAUCUUCAAAUUCAUAUUUCCUUGCUACUACUUCUGCCAUAACAACCAAAACAACAACAGAACUUCAUGAUCAUCAAUCAUCAUCAAAUCAACCUUUCAAAUACAUUUAUGCAUUUGGAGAUUCCUACACUGACACUGGCAACACAAACUCAUCCACUGGUCCAAAUGCUUUUAUGUCUGUCUCAAGACCUCCAUAUGGCCAAACUUACUUCCAUCAUCCUACAAAUAGGUAUUCUGAUGGAAGGCUAGUGAUUGACUUUGUGGCUCAAAAGCUUUCACUACCCUUCUUGCCACCUUAUCUUAGCAAAACAGCAGAUAAAUCAUCUGGUGUGAAUUUUGCUGUUGCUGGAUCAACUGCCAUAAUUCAUAGUUUCUUUGCUAAGAAUAACCUUACACUUGAUAUCACCCCUCAAUCACUUUUGACUCAGCUUGCUUGGUUCAACUCGGUUCUGGAGAGCAAAGGGUGUAAAGAUAAGUCAGCCACACCUAAGGAAUGCAAAGCAGUAUUUGAUGAUUCUUUGAUUUGGGUUGGGGAAAUCGGUGCCAAUGAUUAUGCAUAUAUCCUUGGAUCUACUGUUUCAAAGGCUACUGUUCAGAAGCUUGCCAUUGGUAGUGUUACUCGUUUCUUGGAGGCCAUAAUGAACAAAGGAGCAAAGUAUGUUGUUGUUCAAGGGCUGCCUUCAACAGGUUGCCUAACACUAGCAAUGGCUCUAGCAGCUGAAACCGACAGGGAUUCAUUCGGCUGCGUGAAAACUUCAAACGAUCAAAGCUAUAAUCACAACGCGAUCCUUCAAUCGAAGCUGAAUGAUUUCAGGAAACGAUUCCCGGGUGCAGUCAUUGUAUAUGCAGACUACUGGAAUGCCUACAUGACAGUGGUGAAAAAUCCCAAGAAAUAUGGCAUUACAGAGCUAUUCAAAGCUUGCUGUGGAUAUAGUUCCGCUCCUUACAAUUUCGAUGUGUUUAAUACCUGUGGAACCACAAUGGCGACUUCCUGCAAAAACCCAUCUGAGUAUGUGAAUUGGGAUGGUGUUCAUCUCACUGAGGCCAUGUAUAAAGCUGUGUCAGAGGAAAUUCUUGACGGGAGUUUUUGUCAACCUUCAUUUGAGUACUUGCUCAGCAUGAAAAGGAAGUCUGGUUGA
This is a messenger RNA of Oldenlandia corymbosa var. corymbosa, 1203 nucleotides long. The record is from the annotation of a GenBank genome assembly. NCBI's taxonomy places the organism in Eukaryota, Viridiplantae, Streptophyta, Magnoliopsida, Gentianales, Rubiaceae.